This is a messenger RNA of Cryptomeria japonica (Japanese cedar), 897 nucleotides long. RefSeq names its product F-box/kelch-repeat protein At1g80440-like. Bases 1 to 897 code for a protein of 298 amino acids. NCBI's taxonomy places the organism in Eukaryota, Viridiplantae, Streptophyta, Pinopsida, Cupressales, Cupressaceae. Gene Ontology annotation, biological process: negative regulation of cytokinin-activated signaling pathway; regulation of phenylpropanoid metabolic process. Gene Ontology annotation, molecular function: protein binding. The transcript is spliced from 2 exons. The record is from RefSeq and is a predicted model, not a curated record.
AUGGGAUCUCUGUUUCCUUGUCUUGAAGAUGAAAUUGGGUGGGAAUGUCUGGUGAGGGUGGAGUUGAAUUCUCAUCAUAAUCUUAGGUGUGUAUGCAAAAGCUGGAACGUCGCAUUGAAAAGCCCCCACUUUUAUCAAGAAAGAAAAAGAUUGAAGAUUUCCGAGCAACGGAUUUGUAUAUUGCAUGACACACCAGGCCCUCGCGACAGAGUAAGUGUAUACGACCUGGCGGAGAAGAAGUGCAAAACCCUAGCCAUUCCUGCAGAAAUCUACGCCAUCGAACAUUGCCAUUUCGUGAAACAAAAGCUGGUUUUCAUCACGCAUAUGUCUCUCCACUGUGGAAGAAAUUGUGUAUGGUUAUAUGAUUUUGCUUGUUCCAAAUGGCGGCAGGAUGCCAAAGCGCCUAAAUUGCGGACUGAAUUUGCCACCGCAGCAGAUGAGGAGGGGGGACUCAUUUAUAUGGCUGGAGGGUAUAGCAGGCUUGGUGCUGAACCCGUCCGUAGCGCUUCAGUUUACAAUGUGGAGGAGGACAAGUGGGAUCUUCUCCCCGACAUGAACAACUUUAGAGGUGUUUUUGCUGAGGGCAAGUUUUAUGUAAUGGACAACCGGUAUUGUCGCACUAUUGAAGUUUUUGAUUCCUACACAAGAAGCUGGAAAACCAUGGAGAAUAGAUUCAAUAGUUCGCAUUAUUUCUUAAGUGCAUUUGGGCGCUUGCAUUGCUUUUCUGAUAAGGGACUGAUUGAAUAUGAUUAUAGAUGGGAUACCGUUCAAGGUCGAUCUUUUUAUCUGCUUGCACCUCCAAGUGAUCAGACAGGAGGAGCAUUCAAAUGUAUUGGCAUUGACAGACCUUUGGGCUUUCAGGGUUAUGCUAUACAUGCUGCUACGUUGGAGCUUUGA